Messenger RNA from Corticium candelabrum, 1311 nucleotides. RefSeq lists its product as uncharacterized. NCBI's taxonomy places the organism in Eukaryota, Metazoa, Porifera, Homoscleromorpha, Homosclerophorida, Plakinidae. The record is from RefSeq and is a predicted model, not a curated record. The transcript has 6 exons. Bases 1 to 1311 code for a protein of 436 amino acids.
AUGUUGGCAAGAAAAACCAAGGUCUGUUCAAGAAUUAUUGGAACUAGUCCAACUAUUUCACGGCAAUCCGACAACUUGCUCGGUGUAUUGGGAUCUACCGUCGAGGCUUGUUUCAAUAUCACAGGAAGUCCCAAGCCUUCUCUCAAAAUCAACAAAACACACAAUAACAGCGCCAAUGUGUCUUCGAUUAACACAGAAAACGGUUGCAUCUACUUCAGACCUCUAGAACUUAGCGACGCCGGAAAUGUUACUGUAAUAGCGAAAAAUUGUUUUGGAAAAUCAAAGCUGACUCUUCAAAUUCAAAUUGUUCAAAAACCAUCUCCUAGUCCAACUACGUUUCAGUGUACAAAAAAUAUCACUCAAUAUGAAGCACAUACAACAAAACUUACAACAACUAAUAGAACCCGUGUUUCCAGCACAUCACCAAACACAUUCAUUUUGAUUUACAAUGGGAAAACUGUGGUGUCGAAUGCAUCAAUAAUCACCGUGUCUGUGAAUUCCACACUAACGAUGCAAUACACUGUGAAACAUUUACACGAUAAACUACACUUUUGUCAUAAUGAGAAGACAACGGAUCGUGUGUUUGAUCGCCAUCCAUUCUUAAUCAUACCAAACGUACAACAAUCAGACAGUGGAAUAUACGAAAUCAUAGCAAAAGAUGAAGAUGGAGAUACGAAAUUGUAUUUCAAGCUUCAAUUAAAAACAUCUUAUUCUGCAACGAAUAAUCCGAGUACAACAGAUACAUCUACAACGGAUACAUCGGGUACAACGAAAAGAUUAGUGCCUACCGAUAAAUUUACCACGGAAGUAGCAAAUGGCUACACAAGGCGUUUGACAUCGACAAUAGCUACAACGUCAAGUCUUGACUCCACUAGACGAUCCAACACGUCGGAAAACAUAAAAAUGUGGACUACAGUACUCAUUGUCGUCUCGAUCUGUAUUCUUGUCUUUGCUCUACCAACUGCUUUUCUCUUUUACAAACAUCGUCAACGCUUGAAUUUCUUAACUCGCAGACUAGACAAUGGAAAAAGUGGUAUGACUCGUUUCUUCAACAGCUUAAAGUUAACUGCUUGGGUUGCAAGAGAACAGAGAAUUCUUACAGAUGAAUACGACAAACAGAAAGCAACUUUUAUUAGAAGUGAAGAAACAGUUACAGUGGGGAUAUCUAAUCCAACUGCUGAGGAAGGUGUCUACGAGUACGUUGAAGAGGAUCAAGUGUGGCAAGUCAUGGUAGAGUCAUCUCAUGAUUCACUAUCAGAUAUUGCUGUUCAAGAAAAUGCAGCUUACGAAUUAGCAGUUGAAUCACAGUGA